This is a messenger RNA of Mercurialis annua (annual mercury), 2409 nucleotides long. Its product is annotated as probable 1-deoxy-D-xylulose-5-phosphate synthase 2, chloroplastic. The coding region runs from base 96 to 2240 and encodes 714 amino acids. The record is from RefSeq and is a predicted model, not a curated record. NCBI's taxonomy places the organism in Eukaryota, Viridiplantae, Streptophyta, Magnoliopsida, Malpighiales, Euphorbiaceae. The transcript is spliced from 9 exons. Gene Ontology annotation, molecular function: 1-deoxy-D-xylulose-5-phosphate synthase activity. Gene Ontology annotation, biological process: terpenoid biosynthetic process.
CUUCCAAUAUAAAACUUAGUUAUUGUCUUCACUCUCUCUUACAACUCCUCUCUCUCAUCUCUCUAGUUUUCUGCCACUGCAUACAUUUUAGAGCCAUGGCACUCUCUUCUCCAACCUUCAUCCUUAACCAGUCUUCAUUCUUGAAAUCUCCAAAAUUGCUAAUCCCCAGUUCAACUAAACAGUUAUGCUUAAGAUCAUCUGCUGGAAAACCAACAGAUCAUGGUGAUGAAGAAGGGAAAAUAAUGAUCAGAAAGGAGAUUGAUGGGUGGAAAAUUGAUUUUUCCAAGGAAAAACCAGUGACUCCAUUGUUGGACACAGUCAAUUAUCCUGUUCAUAUGAAGAAUCUUUCUACACAGGAUCUUGAACAACUAGCAGCAGAACUUAGAGCAGAUAUUAUAUACGGUGUGUCUAACACAGGAGGCCAUUUAAGUUCAAGCUUAGGAGUUGUCGAGCUUUCGGUGGCUAUGCAUCAUGUCUUCAAUGCCCCUGAUGACAAAAUCAUAUGGGAUGUCGGUCAUCAGGCGUAUGCGCAUAAAAUUCUAACGGGAAGAAGAUCUAAGAUGCAUACUAUAAGAAAAACUUCAGGGCUUGCUGGAUUUCCUAAAAGAGAAGAGAGUGUUUAUGAUGCUUUUGGUGCUGGACAUAGUUCUACAAGUAUUUCUGCUGGUCUUGGAAUGGCAGUAGCAAGAGAUCUAUUAGGGAAGAAGAACAAUGUAAUCUCAGUAAUUGGAGAUGGAGCCAUGACAGCAGGACAAGCAUAUGAAGCAAUGAACAAUGCAGGUUACCUUGAUGCUAAUCUUAUUGUCAUAUUGAAUGACAAUAAGCAGGUCUCUUUACCCACUGCCACUCUUGAUGGCCCUGCAACUCCAGUUGGAGCCCUUAGCAGUGCUUUAACCAAGAUUCAAGCCAGCACCAAGUUCCGAAAGCUUCGAGAAGCCGCAAAAAACAUUACCAAACAAAUCGGGGGCUCGACGCAUCAAGUUGCAGCGAAGGUGGAUGAAUAUGCUCGAGGAAUGAUCAGUGCUUCUGGUUCUACUCUCUUUGAGGAGUUAGGAUUAUAUUACAUUGGUCCUGUGGAUGGACACAACAUGGAAGAUUUAGUCACUAUUUUUCAGAAAGUUAAAGCAAUGCCUGCUCCAGGUCCAGUUCUGAUUCACAUUGUGACAGAGAAAGGCAAAGGAUAUCCUCCGGCUGAGGCUGCAGCAGAUAAAAUGCACGGUGUAGUUAAGUUUGACGUUGAAACAGGGAAGCAAUUCAAGCAAAAAGCCGCCACACUUUCGUAUACACAGUACUUUGCUGAAGCUUUGAUCAAAGAAGCUGAAGUAGACAAUAAGAUUGUAGCUAUUCAUGCUGCAAUGGGUGGAGGGACAGGUCUCAAUUACUUCCAGAAGAAGUUUCCAGAUCGCUGCUUUGACGUAGGCAUCGCGGAGCAACACGCUGUCACAUUUGCAGCCGGUUUAGCUACAGAAGGACUCAAGCCAUUCUGUGCUAUUUACUCAUCAUUCCUGCAACGCGGAUAUGAUCAGGUGGUACAUGAUGUCGACCUUCAAAAAUUACCAGUCAGAUUUGCCAUGGAUCGAGCUGGUUUAGUCGGUGCAGAUGGACCUACACAUUGCGGAGCAUUUGAUAUCACAUUCAUGGCUUGCUUGCCCAACAUGGUGGUCAUGGCUCCAUCUGAUGAAGCUGAGCUGAUGCACAUGGUUGCCACCGCAGCAGCCAUAGAUGACAGACCUAGCUGCUUCAGGUUCCCAAGGGGAAACGGAAUUGGAGCAGUUCUUCCUCCUGAUAAUAAAGGAACUGCACUUGAGAUCGGAAAGGGAAGAAUACUGAUGGAAGGCAACAGAGUUGCAAUUUUAGGAUAUGGUUCCAUAGUUCAAGAAUGUGUUCAAGCUGGAAUCAUGCUUAAAGCUAGAGACUUCCCUGUAACAGUAGCUGAUGCAAGAUUUUGCAAACCUUUAGAUACGGAUCUUAUCAGACGAUUGGCGACAGAACAUGAAAUCCUGAUCACAGUGGAAGAGGGUUCAAUUGGAGGUUUCUGCUCCCAUAUUUCCCACUUCCUGAGCUUAAGUGGUAUCCUGGAUGGACCCCUGAAGCUGAGAUCAAUGGUCCUUCCUGACAGAUAUAUUGACCAUGGAUCGCCUCAAGAUCAGAUGCAAGAAGCAGGGCUCUCCUCAAACCAUAUUGCUGCAACAGUCAUGACUCUCUUGGGAAAGCCUAAGGAAGCUCUUCAGUUCAAAUAGAGAGAAAAAGAAUACAACAAAACUUGUGUAAUGUGUCUCAGGAUUAGCAAUAGCCAUGCAUAUCAUUGUAAGAUGAGAAGUUCAAGCUUGCAAAACUAAAACGAAACUUGGAAAUUCCAUAUUUGCAUUAUUAGUGUACAAAAGUUCAAAUAUGAUGACUCUUUAUUAA